Messenger RNA from Drosophila montana, 2108 nucleotides. Its product is annotated as putative sodium/calcium exchanger 7. Gene Ontology annotation, cellular component: membrane. Gene Ontology annotation, biological process: transmembrane transport; intracellular calcium ion homeostasis; monoatomic cation transport. Gene Ontology annotation, molecular function: calcium:sodium antiporter activity. The transcript is spliced from 2 exons. Bases 100 to 1956 code for a protein of 618 amino acids. The record is from RefSeq and is a predicted model, not a curated record. Lineage: Eukaryota; Metazoa; Arthropoda; Insecta; Diptera; Drosophilidae.
UCAAGUCAAAUACAAUCAGCAGGAAAUUAUAUUAGAUAUAAGCACAUAAUUAAACAAAUACAAAUACUAUACACCGUAGGUAGUUUUAAAUUGGAUAGCAUGGAAGUAAACAAAACACGAACUUCCUUGGACAAAGAGUUCGAUAUGUUUUGGUCAAAUGUCAAUUGUUUUGUUGUGCUGAAUUUUCCGUAUGAAGAGAGAUGCGAAUUUGUCAAGAAAGCCAAUAAAUGCGUAUAUGGAACGAACUUCGUGCCAUACAUGCAUUUAUUAGCCUGUGGUUUCAAAUGCAAAAACCAAUUUCAGGAGCUAGUCUUCGUGUCCGUCUUCUUCUUUUUCUGUUUCGAGUUGCUGAUCUGCCUCGCCUAUGCGGUCCAUUAUUACUACAGUCCAGCGUUGAAGGUCGUUUCGCGAAUGCUUCACAUGAACGAGCAUCUGGCUGGCGUGACGAUAUUGGCAUUUGGCAACACAAGUCCAGAAUUGUUAACUAACUUGACGUCUCGCAGGGAUAAUGUGCCCGUAUUUGCCAAUUGCCUCUCGGCGGCAUUGUUUGUGGUCAUGUUUGUGGGAGGAUGGAUCUGCUAUCUGUGUCCGUUUAAAAUGAGCUCGUACAGCAUCGUCCGAGACUUGCUUUUCUUGAUAUUAGGCGUGACGCUUUUGGAAUAUAUGAUAUACACUGGCGAUAGGGUUUCGAUUACAGAGUGCUUCAUAUUAAUGCUAAUCUACAUCGUUUAUUUGGUGGUCACCGUCCUUGAUGUGUAUCUCAUGCAUGUUGCCAUUGGAUCCUUGAGAGCCCAAAUAGACGCUCUGGACAGUUUAGAACAAACACAAGAUGUUAAACAGCAGCGCAUGGCCCUUGAAAAGAAAUACAACUUGAUCAAACUCGACAAGCGAGUGGAUAUACUUAAGCGUAAGACAACCUCAAUGAGUAGCGAAUCAAGUUUCACCUACAUGACUAAGCGUCCUACCAAGCGGCGAAGGAUUGACAUGAGGGCCAAUCGCAGCAUUGUAUAUAAUGUAUUCCAGAGAAGAAACCAAAAUCUCUUCAAAGACUUCUUCUACGCACUCCGGCCCGUUGAUUUAGCUGAUUGGCGUAAAGCCAACAUGCUCAUGCGUACCUUUUAUAUUACCAGGGCUCCAGUUGUAAUAAUAUGUGCGAUUUAUAUACCCUUGGUGGAUUAUGAGAAGGAUUUGAAUGGCUGGAGUAAGCUGCUCAAUUGCUUACAUAUUAUCAUUAAUCCGGCGAUCACAAUCACAAUGGGCAAGGCACUAAUAUUCAGAGAAAGUUCGAGGCUCUGGUAUUCAAAUAUACCUGAUGCUUCCAUAUACGGCUUUUACUCCUUUGCUGUAACGGUGCCCAUUUCCAUAUUCGUGUUCUGUCACUCGAGGACCGCUGCCCCGCCAGCAUAUCAUUGGCUGUAUACGAUCAUGAAUCUGACUGGAUCCAUGUUUCUGACAUUCCAGUGUGCCUCUGAAAUAACCCUGAUAAUGGACGUGUGUGGCCGCAUAUUAAACGUUGAAUCCGACUUCAUGGGUGCCACUGUAAAAGCCAUUGCCAGCGCCCUCGGCAAUCUGGUAACCAAUACUUCAAUGGCUAUGCUUGGGUAUGAAAAAAUGGCGUAUGCUGCAACCAUUGGCAGUCCAUUCUUUAGUGUACUCCUUGGCACUGGCGCUGCGCUAGCAGCCAAGAUAUUAACCGGCGGCUCUGUCACAGCUGAGAAAAUGCACGGAAAGUAUGGUGAGAAUGCGUUCGUCUUGCUGAUUCUCGGGCUCUUUUCAACGCUGCUGUGGACAGCGGUAUUAAAUUAUAAUGCUCGCCGCUCGGUUGGCAUAUUCUCCAUGGGCAUCUACCUUCUGUAUUUAGUUUUUACCCUGCUUAUUAAGAACGGUAUAAUCCAACCAUAUUUCUUUAUCCAGCCUGCCCGCUAUACCUAUGGAGAGAAAGAUGACAAGUUAUAGGCUUUUGACAUGGAAAAUUUAUAGUAGCAAAUGAAACAAAUUUUAAUGAUAUACACAUUAACUUACUCAGAUACAUUAAUUGCCAAUUCGCACUUGAUGGGUAUAUGUAUGGCAGAUGAGCUUAAGCCCAAAAAAUAAAAUUAUAAAGUAGA